AAGGCGAGCGUGAGCUGCUUCGAAUGCUUGGAAUAAUUCCGCUUCCGUUUGGGAAGCCGCAGCCUCAGUCCCGCCGCCGCCGCCCGCCGCGUCCGCUCAGCUCCAGCGCCGCGUCCCGCCCGGCCCGCGGCUGCCCGCUCCGCCGCCAUGGCCACCUCCCCGCAGAAGUCCCCCUCUGCCCCCAAGUCCCCCACUCCCAAGUCGCCCCCGUCCCGCAAGAAAGAUGACUCCUUCCUGGGGAAACUCGGGGGCACCCUGGCCCGGAGGAAGAAAGCCAAGGAGGUGUCCGAGCUGCAGGAGGAGGGCAUGAACGCCAUCAACCUGCCCCUCAGCCCGAUCCCGUUCGAGCUGGACCCUGAGGACACCAUGCUGGAGGAGAACGAAGUGCGAACCAUGGUGGAUCCAAACUCCCGCAGCGACCCCAAACUUCAGGAGCUGAUGAAGGUUUUAAUUGACUGGAUUAAUGACGUGUUGGUUGGAGAAAGAAUCAUCGUGAAGGACCUGGCUGAAGAUUUGUACGACGGACAAGUCCUGCAGAAGCUAUUCGAGAAACUCGAGAGCGAGAAGCUAAAUGUCGCCGAGGUCACCCAGUCAGAGAUUGCGCAGAAGCAGAAGCUGCAGACGGUCCUGGAGAAGAUCAACGAGACCCUGAAGCUUCCUCCCAGGAGCAUCAAGUGGAACGUGGACUCUGUUCACGCCAAGAGCCUCGUGGCCAUUCUGCACCUGCUGGUUGCUCUGUCUCAGUAUUUCCGGGCACCGAUUCGACUCCCAGACCAUGUUUCCAUCCAGGUGGUUGUGGUCCAGAAACGAGAAGGAAUCCUCCAGUCGCGGCAAAUCCAAGAGGAAAUAACUGGUAACACAGAGGCUCUCUCCGGAAGGCAUGAGCGUGACGCCUUUGACACCUUAUUCGACCACGCACCAGACAAACUCAACGUGGUGAAGAAGACGCUCAUCACCUUCGUGAACAAGCACCUGAAUAAACUGAACCUGGAGGUCACAGAACUGGAAACCCAGUUUGCAGAUGGGGUGUACCUGGUGCUGCUCAUGGGGCUCCUGGAGGGCUACUUUGUGCCCCUGCACAGCUUCUUCCUGACCCCGGACAGCUUUGAACAGAAGGUCUUGAACGUCUCCUUUGCCUUUGAGCUCAUGCAAGACGGAGGGUUGGAAAAGCCCAAGCCGCGGCCAGAAGUUCUCUGCUGUGGCCUGGGAAAGCAGUAGAAGACGGCGCAGGUACUUGGGCUCCUGGAUCUGCGUGGGAGACCCCGAAGAGGCUCCUGGCUCCUGGCCUCCAAUUGGCCCAGUUCCAGCUGUUGUGGCAUCUGGGGAGUGAACCAGAGGAUGGAAGACCUCUCUGCCUGUGCCUUUCUGUAGCUCUGCCUUUCAAAUAAAUAAACCUUAAAAAAAAAAAAUAAAUGAAGUGAUCAGUUGGAGAUAUUCUUCUCUACUGGACAUUUUGUUUUUCUAGCAACCUCAGCUCAUCCGUCUUUAAAAAUGGGAAGGUAUGGGGCAGACAUUGUGGCUUAGGGGGUUAAGCUGCUGCUUGGAAUUCCCUCACCCACCCCCGCAUCUCAGAGCACCUGGGAUCAAGCCCAGCCUCUGCUUCCAUCCGGCUUCCUGAUGAUGCCCCUGCCACUUACGUGAAAGACCUGGAUGGCGCUCCUGGCUCUGCCUGGCUUGGCUUGGCCCAGCCCAGGCUGUUGGAGGCAUUUGAGGAGCGAGCCAGUGGAUGGAAGAUAAUAUAUGUGCCUUUCAAACAAAUUUUUAAAAUGAAAUAAACAGGCAUUUUGAAAAAUAAGAAGGGGAAACAGACUUCCCUGCUUCCACCCAGAGCCGUCCUGCAUCAGGUCCACACUCCGGCUCUCCGUCCCAGGCCACUGCUUCCCCUUCUAAUCUGCCCACCGUGCUAACACUCCACCUCCACCUGCUCAUGGCCUUGCUCUCCCCAGGGGAAUGCUUUCCCGUCUUUUACCUCGUGACCUUCUUGGGGAGUGUGAGUCUGUUGGCCACCCCCUCUUUCUGGGAUUUUCUUCCGUGGCUCUUGGAACACCGGGCGACCAUUCAUGUAGCUGUGCACACCCUUGCAGGGUCUCUGCAGGCCCAGCACCGGGCUGACAGCAAAACAAGGUGAGCAGAGGCAGGCGUGACCUGAGUAAGGUCCAGAACUGGAAUGAGCGCUAUGAGGAGCAGCAUAGGGGCUUUGCGGUCACAAAGCAGGGCACCCUCACCCGGGCCAGGCCCUGAGGGGCUUCCCCGAGGAGCUGUGCUUUGAUCCGGUGUCUGCAGGAGGAUCAGAAAGCAGAUAGUUGGGAAGGGCAAUCGAGAUGUUGCAACAGCAUGAGCAGAGGCCAAGCCCAGGGAGUGUCACGGGGAUGCAUGGGGUAGGGGCCAGCGUGGCCUGAAACGAGACUGGAAAGGUAGGCUGAGUCAGGCUAUCCCUUGCAAAGCUGUGACUGAGAAUGUUGGAGCUCAUCGUAAGUGAAAUGGCUGUAUGGCCCUACAAGUUGAGAGCUGCAUAACUCGAGGGAACACAGUUUGUAGUGUAGUCUAUGGAAAUGUGAAGGAUGGGCCCUGGGGUUAUGCAGUGCACAUCCCGCACAACCAUACCCAGAGCUGCGUGCAGUGGGUAGAAUGGGUCGGCAAGAACAAGCGUCUCUAAGGAGCUCACUUAGAGCUCAGCACAGAGACCCUGAUAGGACAUUAUUUUCCCCUGUUGAAGCUCAUUCCCUUUGUGAGCUCACCUUCGCCCCUGCCUACCUUUUGAGCAACCCCAGGGUGACUUCCUGAUGUUUGGCUUGAGAGGAAUUGAAGAAACACUCAGCACCAAGCUGUUGGGAGAAGACAGGAAUCGGGCCAGAGCGGGGCACGGGAUUGCACCUGGCAGGAGUACAGCUCAGCUCAGGAGAAGCUGGGCAGUGUAUCGGGGCUCAGUCACUGGUCGGGGCCCCAGGUGAGGCUCAGGUAGGUAGGGCAGCAGAAAGGGAAGCUGUGAGCCCCAGGCCUCUCAGGUGGUCUUGGGAGCAAUUGGUCUCUCAGCAAGAGAACUUGGCUCAUGGUCCUAGGCCAGCUGGGUGGAGUAGGGCUGGCCUACAAACAGGCUAAGUCCUGGGAGGGGGCAGGCAGGAGGGGUACAAGGUUGGGGAGACCUCAGGGAGGUUCCCCAGCCCAGAGCCCCGAGCCUGUGGCUCAGUCAGCAUUUGUCUGUGCAGUGCCUGGAACCUGGAGCCCGAGUGUGCCUGACUGUGGCACCCAUAGCUACACGAGUCCCCAGGCCAAGGCCUGGGAGCCAGAGCCUCCUACUCUGCACCCUGCACCUGUUGGUCGACUCCUGACAUAUCCCCCCACCCCCCGCCCGAAGGCUCAGCACCACCUUGGAAUCCCAGGGCGUUUAUCAUCUUCUCUUAUGUCCCUUACCCCAUCUGACCUCCUGCAUGGUUACAUCAUUAACAGUCAUUGCUAUAGCAAAAAGUACAUGCGGAAAGACACAUCAAACAUAAACGUACAAGUCCGUGAACUAUUAUCAAGUGAGCCUCCACCCAGGUCAAGGACAAAGGUAACUCGAGAUCCCAGAAGCUCCCUCCAGGUCACCCCAUUCCCCUUUCAACAUGAUCCUCCACUUCCUCCCCAAAGGUUAACCUCUGUGCCAACUUAUGCGCAUCAGGGUUUUGCCCUUGGUUUCUCUUUCCUUUUACUACCUAAGUAUGCAUUUCUAAACAGCAGAGUGCCUUUUCUGUUCUUUGAAAGAUGGCUCUCUAGGGGAGUGCAGGGGGACAAGGAGGUGGAGGAGCCGGGGGAGGUGGGGAUAGCUGGGCAGCUGCAGAAAGUGCUGGCCAGUCCUUAGAUGGAAGGGAGGUGAAAAGCAAAGAGACUAAGUAAAAUGUGUCAGGGGCUUGUGUCCAGUGGGUAGCCCCCAGCUUUCUGCCUACAAAAUCAUCCAAGUUCUACAUUUUGAAAUUAAGUCCUUCCAGGAUCCAACCACCUGUCCCUCAACUUCUCCAGCCAUGUUAAUGCACUUGAAGUUCUCUAGAAUAGCAGGAUUUAAUGAAACACACUAAAAGGCUGGUAUUGUGGUACAGUGGGACACUCCUGCUACACCAGCAUCCCCUCCCCUUUUUUUUAAGAUUUAUUUGUUUGACACAGUUAUAGAGAGGUAGAGACAGAGAAAGAGAUCUUCCAUCUGCUGGUUCACUCCCCAAAUGGCCACCACGGCCAGAGCUGGGCCAAUCGGAAACAAGGAGCUUCUUCCAGGUCUCCCACAUGGGUGCAGGGGCCCAGGACUUAGGCCAUCCUCUGCUGCUCUCUCAGGCACAUUCACAAGGAGCUGGCUUGGAAGUGGAGCAGCCAGGACUCAAACUGGUGCCCAUAUGGGAUGCUGGCACUGCAGGCCAGGGCUUUAACCCUCUGCACCACAGCACCGGUCCCACCAGCAUACCUUUUCAAAGUACUAUUUACAUUCCUGGCUGUUCUUCAGAUCUAGCUCUUUGCUAUCGCACCUGAGAAGGCAGCAGAUGAUGGCCUAAGUGCUUGGUCCCCUGCCAUCCACAUAGGAGACCCGGAUAGAGUUCUGGGCUCCUGAAUUUAGCCUGGCACAGACCUGGCUGUUGAAGCCAACUAAGGAAUGAACCAGUGGAAUGGAAGAUCUCUCUUCUCACUCUGUCUCCCACCCUUCUUCCUCCCUCCCAUACUCUGUCACUCUGCCUCUCAAAUAAAUAAAUCUUCUGUAAAAUCGAGAUACACUGGUGCCAGUGUUGUGGCAUAGUAGAUAAAGCCAGCACCUGUAACGCUGGCAUCUCAUAUAGUCGCUGGUCUGAGUCCCAGCCACUCCACUUCUGAUCCAGCUCCCUGCUAAUGCACCUGGGAAUAAGCAGCAGAGGCUGGAUCAAGUGCUUGGGUCUCUCGCCCACACUGGAGUCUCGGAUGAAACUCCGACUUUAGCCUGGCUCAGCCCUGGGAAAUGAACUAGCAGAUGCAGGAUCUCUGUCUCUCCUUCUCUGUGUAACUCUGACUUUCAAAUAAAUAAAUAAAUAAAUAAAUAAA
Oryctolagus cuniculus (rabbit) is the source of this 5034-nucleotide messenger RNA. It is a transcript of the gene PARVA, whose product is annotated as parvin alpha. NCBI's taxonomy places the organism in Eukaryota, Metazoa, Chordata, Mammalia, Lagomorpha, Leporidae. Gene Ontology annotation, biological process: actin cytoskeleton organization; cilium assembly; establishment or maintenance of cell polarity regulating cell shape. The record is from RefSeq and is a predicted model, not a curated record. Gene Ontology annotation, cellular component: actin cytoskeleton; cytoplasm; focal adhesion. Gene Ontology annotation, molecular function: actin binding.